CAAAGAUGCUUCCCUUUCCUCUUCCUCUCCCUCAGAAUUGAUCUCAAUAUGCCAAGCACGCUGCCUCUUUUGAGAGGCACAAUCUCGUUAGACCGAGCCCUCAGCGAUGAUGACAAUAUCCUCUCUCUAAUCGGAUAUCCACGACGACGACAGGAGUUCUUUAGCUACUUAACCGCCCACAAGGCCGAGAUCGAGGCUCUGGUCUCAUUCCAUCUCGGAGUAGAGAGGUGUCGAGCUUCUGAUUCAGAGACGUGGUUAUGCGGUAGCUUCAAUGUGUGCAUACCUGUCUUCAUCAGUCCGCCCUCUGCUGUGCGCUCGGUGCUCGUCCGCAUUCCAUUGCCCUACAAAGUUGGAGAAGCAAGCUGUCCAGGAAAUGUGGACGAGAAGCUGCGUUGCGAAGUGGCUUCAUAUCUCUGGAUUCAGGAAAACUGUCCAGACGUUUCGAUACCCUUUCUAUUUGGCUUUGGGUUUCCUGAUGGCCCGUCGUUCACAGCUCCAGAACUUACACCCCUCCUCGCCCGGUUGAAGUGGGGUUCAAGACGAACGCUGCUUUCGUGGCUUCGAUUCCCUGUUCCGUGCCGAUAUAUCGACCGAAAUCGUCGAGAUACUCUAAAGACAGGCUACAUGAUUAUAAGCCGUGUUUCGCAGGGAGAGAUGCUCUCCGACUCCUGGGAGGUUUUCCGGCACGAUAAGGCGCAUCGUUCUAACCUCUUUCACGAUCUAGCUCGGAUCGUCCUUUCCCUAAACCGAUCUCCUUUAGGGUCUAUCGGAUCUUUAACUGUGAACAAUCAAGGGAUCACUACCUUGACCAAUCGUCCUUUAACCCUCCAGCUUCAAUCCUUAGAGAAUGAAGGCGUGCCUAGUGCUAUACCAAGAGACUACACUUAUACAACAGUAGAACCUUAUCUCCUUGAUCUCUUAGCCUGUCACGACAAUCGCAUUUUCUACCAACCGAAUUCUAUCCACGACCAGGAUGAUGGGCAGCAACAACUCGCAGCCUUGACGAUAAUGCGCGCAACCCUUCCUCAAUUUGCCCAGCGCGAGUACCGUCACGGGCCGUUCGUCUUCACCCUUACCGAUCUCCAUCAGAGUAAUAUCUUUGUCGACUCUGAAUGGCACAUCACCUCUCUCAUCGACCUCGAAUGGGCUUGUUCCCUGCCCAUCCAACUCCAAUCACCCCCGUACUGGCUUUCUGGGAGGGGAAUCGAUCAGUUAGAGCAUGGCGAGCAUCUCGAGACUUACUCACACCUCGUCAGCGAAUAUAUUGACGCCUUCGCCGCCGAAGAGCGACAACUCGAAACAUCCAUUCAAAAGAGACACUCCACCAAUCAGUCCUCCAUUAUGAAAAAGUGCUGGGAGACGGGGAGCUUCUGGUAUUUUCAAGCUCUCAACACACCGAAAGGUUUAUUCCGCGUUUUCAACGAGCAUAUCCAACGAAGAUUCUGUGCCGAACACAGCGAGAUGCUAAUUUUCGACCAGGUCGUUUCGCCGUAUUGGGGAAUUGGUACGGCGGACAUUAUUGAGAGAAAGAUUAGGGAGGAGGAGAGGUAUAAGGAGCGCUUGAGAGAGGCAUUUGCUGAGGAGUCGCCGAAAGGUGGGAUUUGAAGGAGUGGUUGAGCGAGGGGGUCCAGCAAGGGCAAUCCCGCGCCAGUCGCAAAAGUAAGAAAACGUUCACCUACCACCUACCUACCGAGGUAUUAGAGACAUCUACCGCGCUAGCCAGAGCCAAAUCUCUCCGAGUUCGAGAAUCAGAACCCUGAGGCACGGCAUGAAAUACAUACUGCUGAGAUGGAUUGAUCGGGGAAGAUAUGGUGUGUGGGUAUUAGACCGGGUAUAGGAUAUCUACCUACCUUACCUACCCUACCUACCUACCCUACCCUGCCUACCCUUAGUAGGUACCUUAAGGUAGGUACUAUGGUCCAUGAAAGCUGUCUGCCUGCCUACCUAUCUAUUCCUCCUAGGUAGUAUAUAUUUAUUCCUCAUUUCAGUACCUUAGGUAUUUCUGCAGGAACAUAAGACUAAAAAG
Amorphotheca resinae ATCC 22711 is the source of this 2026-nucleotide messenger RNA. RefSeq lists its product as hypothetical. The record is from RefSeq and is a predicted model, not a curated record. The transcript has 2 exons. The coding region runs from base 49 to 1605 and encodes 518 amino acids. NCBI's taxonomy places the organism in Eukaryota, Fungi, Ascomycota, Leotiomycetes, Helotiales, Amorphothecaceae.